Messenger RNA from Camellia sinensis, 642 nucleotides. The record is from RefSeq and is a predicted model, not a curated record. Lineage: Eukaryota; Viridiplantae; Streptophyta; Magnoliopsida; Ericales; Theaceae.
AUGCCCGAGAGGAAUGGAGCUUCUUGGAACACCAUGGUGUCCGGGUUUGUUCGAGUGGGUUUAUACCCAGAUGCAGUUAGUCUGUUUCCCCAAAUGUGCAGUCAAGGAAUUGAGCCAAGUGGGUAUUUGAUUGCCAGUUUGAUGGCUGCGUGCAGUCGGUCGAUGAAUAUGGUUUGUGAAGGAUUUCAAAUUCUUGGCUUUGUACUCAAACUUGGCUUGUUGUGGGAUGUGUUUGUGGGCACUGCGUUGCUGCAUUUUUAUGGCGUAUACAGGUUUCUUUCUAGUGCUAAGAGGCUUUUUGAGGAGAUGCCGGAAACGAAUGUAGUUUCUUGGAGUUCAUUGAUGGUUGCAUAUUUGGACAUUGGAGAUUCCAGGGAGGUUUUAAAUAUAUAUCAACAAAUGAGGCAGGUUGGUUGUAACCAAAAUACUUUCACAACGAUAUUUAGUUCAUGUGGAUUGCUUGAGGAUGAGUUGCUGGGUCAUCAAGUGCUUGCACAUGUUAUAAAGACUGGAUAUGAGACUAAUGUUUCUCUUGCAAACUCUCUCAUCUCAAUGUUUGGCAGUUUCUGUAGCAUACAAGAUGCCUGCUAUGUCUUUGAUCACAUGAUUGAACGUGACACAGUUGUUAGCAUAUUAUAUUAG